CUACCACGGCCACAUCAGGCAGGGCCACAUGCUACCUCCAAUGCAGCUGCGGAGGGUGCGAUCACACCAUGAUCUCGACAUGCAUUCGGCGCACUCGGAUGAGCACGCCUGGCUUUUGUCUUUCAGGUGCUGGCAAUGAUCGAAAGAUGUGCGUUGCGCACAAGCGAGAUAGUCCGCAAAGCAGCCAAGACAGCUUUCUGGAGAACACGCGGGAGACAGACAUGCUCGAAUCAUAAGCUCAGGCCACUGGCCUCCCUCUGGCUUACGCGAGAUCCCCUUCUUCGAUUGACAUGGCCUCAUUCCAGUCUUGAAACACUCCUGUGCCUCCUCAAUCUGACAGAAGUUGAAGCAGGCCAUCGGCGGAAGAAGCAUUCCGGUUUUCCCUCUGUUCAGCUGACCAUUCCGCGGCCUCCGCCCCCCAUCAUUCUGAUGUCUGCAAGAGAACAGUGUCCCUCCGUCCCUCCCUCGCCUCCGUAGAUAUACCCGUAGGCAGGUUUGCCUUUCCGCGGCACCAUCAACGGCUGGCGACGGAAGGCUACCACAGGGGGAGGGUGCUGAACCGGGACAGGGGCGGGCGGAGGGGCCACAACGACGGCUGCUGGCUGAGGGACUGCGUGCACAACGUGAGGUUUGAUUGGCUGCUCGUGCACCACAUGCACAGGUACAGGUGCAGGGGGAGGUGUGGAAGCAGGAGGAGGCGGCGCGGACUGGUGGCCGUGAAGGAUGUAGGUGUGGCGCGCGACGUUUGGAGGCGCUGCGAGCGGCGGAAGAUUGGGCUGCUUGUAGGCUUCAGCAGGAUGUGGCUGGUGUAGGGGUGGCAGAUUUGGGUUCUCGUGGCGGCCAGGCUGACGGGUUUUGACGUGGAUUCGAUGCUGGGCCUGCGGAUGCCGUGCGCGGGAAGAGAGAUGAUAGUGCUUGAGGUUACCGGUCCUCUUGACGACAUAGAGGGCAGCAACGGAACAGUAAACAAGAGAAAAGAGCGUCAGAAGGCGCAUUUCGUCGAACUUCG
Messenger RNA from Vitrella brassicaformis, 1009 nucleotides. The record is from the annotation of a GenBank genome assembly. NCBI's taxonomy places the organism in Eukaryota, Vitrellaceae.